This is a messenger RNA of Boleophthalmus pectinirostris (great blue-spotted mudskipper), 2506 nucleotides long. RefSeq names its product guanosine monophosphate reductase 2 (gene gmpr2). NCBI's taxonomy places the organism in Eukaryota, Metazoa, Chordata, Actinopteri, Gobiiformes, Gobiidae. The transcript is spliced from 10 exons. Gene Ontology annotation, cellular component: GMP reductase complex. Bases 173 to 1216 code for a protein of 347 amino acids. Gene Ontology annotation, molecular function: GMP reductase activity. Gene Ontology annotation, biological process: nucleotide metabolic process. The record is from RefSeq and is a predicted model, not a curated record.
AGGUUUCUGCCUAUGUUAUGACGCGCUGAAGAACUACAACGCGGGUGACAGCAGCGUACUCCUCCUCAAAUGUGGAAAGGAAGCGGAGCGGACACAUAGUCAAAACGGUAUCCUCUUUGCAAGCAUCGGUAAUAACGUCAAGAACAGAGCUGCAAGACCGCUCCCUCUCAAAAUGCCUCGUAUUGAAAAUGACAUCAAGCUCGACUUCAAAGAUGUUCUGCUUCGCCCAAAGAGGAGCACACUCAAGUCCAGGAGUGAGGUGGACUUAAUGAGAAGCUUUACCUUCCGAAAUUCAAAGGGCAGCUACACAGGGAUCCCCAUCAUCGCUGCCAACAUGGACACAGUCGGCACGUUUGAGAUGGCCACUGCUUUACAAAGGUUCAGCCUUUUCACUGCAAUCCACAAACACUACUCUGUUGAUGACUGGAAGGAGUUUGCAAAGACCCACCCAGAAUGUCUUGAGAGUGUAGCUGUCAGCACAGGCACUGGUGAAGGAGAUUUUGAGAAGAUUUCAGCCAUUGUAGAGGCAGUACCCCAGCUGAAGUAUAUAUGUGUAGAUGUGGCCAAUGGAUACUCUGAGCAUUUUGUCCACUUUGUUAAAGAUGUAAGAGAAAAAUUCCCUUCACACACGAUUAUGGCAGGAAAUGUGGUAACAGGAGAGAUGGUGGAGGAGCUGAUCCUGGCUGGUGCUGACAUAAUCAAAGUGGGCAUUGGACCAGGAUCUGUUUGUACAACCCGCAAAAAGACAGGAGUUGGAUAUCCUCAACUAAGUGCUGUAAUUGAGUGUGCAGACGCAGCCCAUGGUCUGGGUGGACAUAUUAUUUCUGAUGGAGGAUGCACUUGUCCCGGAGAUGUUUCAAAAGCUUUUGGUGCUGGCGCAGACUUUGUGAUGCUUGGUGGUAUGCUUGCUGGUCAUACAGAGAGUGGUGGGGAGACUAUUGAAAAGAAUGGGAAGAAAUACAAACUGUUUUAUGGGAUGAGCUCUGAUACUGCUAUGAAGAAACAUGCAGGAGGUGUGGCCGACUACAGAGCUUCAGAGGGGAAAACAGUGGAGGUUCCAUUCAAGGGGCCUGUGGAUGAGACGAUUAAGGACAUCCUGGGAGGUGUCCGUUCCACCUGCACAUAUGUGGGAGCGGGGAAACUGAAAGAGCUGAGUCGGAGGACCACCUUUAUCAGAGUCACGCAGCAGCUUAACACUGUUUUUGGCAGCAGCUGAAUGGCUUGAAACACGUCUUGUGGAGCUCAACAGUGACUGCCCAUCCCCUGGUUCCAAAAGUAAUAUUCCCAUUUUUCCCAUUGACAUUCCAAAAAAAUUUAAUAAAAUAAAGCUUGAAGUUUCAAGGCUUGCUCAGGGUUCUUCACCUAUGUGGUAACUACUGACCACAAGACCUGUAAUUUCAUUUAAAAUCUGUUUCUGAAACUUUAUAAAGUUAUUAAAACAUUUUGCAUAACCUUGUGUUUUAAACUUUCUUUUUGGAAACAACUGUGUUAUGGAUAUUAGUUAAACUCUUGAACUCUCUUAGACUUUUUUGUCUAAAAUUUACUUCUGGAACCAAAGCAGACUUUGACGUGGACGUAACUGUUGAGGUUCAUUGACACAGGCACACAUUCCCUUUAAUUUUCACUCCUUGUUGUAAUAUUUAAAGGUAAGUUGCCUUUAGACUUGGAGAAUUCAGGGGCAAAGACUAGCAUCAGUCAAUGUUUUGGCUGCUCUUGCAUUCCUGGUGUUUCUCACUUUUCAAUAAUUCAUGCUUUAUACAAACUCAAAAAAGGGCCAGUUAAAAAUUCUAAUUGUCUUACAGCUGAAACAGUAUUUACUGCCAUCAUUUUUUAAGAUGCACUAUACUUUUUGGUUGAGGGUCCACAACCUGCUUGUCCCCACUGAUAUGUUGUGUUCCCUGAAAUGUUCUGCAGUAUGGCAUUAAACAUUUAUUUAUGUAUUUCAGGUGCUCAAUCAUACCUUCAUUACCUUGGAAACCAUGCAUUCUUACCGUAAGCAGAAUUGCCUCUCCACAGAUCUAACCUAAAUUUGGCCUGGUGGCAUCACCAUGCUUGUGUCCAUGGUGGUAGAUAUGUUUUAUGCAAUGCACUGGAAGAUUCCAGGUAGAGCAGUAACAUUUCCAUAUAGACAAGCAGGUGAUGGACCACCCACCAGGAAAGUUGCAUAGUACUACUUUAAAAAGCAAUUUAGUUAUUGUUUAAUUUUUUGAGCUCUCUUGCAUUCCUGUUCUCUUAAAUUCUCAAUCAUUCAUGCUUUAUACAAACAACAAACAGUCAGUAAAUUAAAAAUGAAGUCUGUCUUACUCCACUGAAACAGUAUUUACUGUCAUAAUUUAACAAAAUAAUAGUGUUUUGAGCUGCACAUUGUAAAAUUAAACAACAAUUAAACACAUUAUUUGUAUUAGGAGAAUAAAAAGGGGAUAAUGUGUUUUGCAUUGUGUAAUUUUACUGUUAGCACACCUGUGCCACAUACUACUGAUGCAAAUUAAAAAUUCAUGCAGUAUGA